This is a messenger RNA of Camellia sinensis, 1110 nucleotides long. RefSeq lists its product as uncharacterized. The record is from RefSeq and is a predicted model, not a curated record. Lineage: Eukaryota; Viridiplantae; Streptophyta; Magnoliopsida; Ericales; Theaceae.
UGGUAUCAGAGCAAGGUUAACAACCUAGUCAUUCUGCUUCACCGGCGGGCGGCAGUCUCGCCUUGGCCGCCCGCCGGACCUCUACACAUACCUCCUCUCCUUUCACCUUAGUCUCACCUUUCCGAUGCUCUAGUCUAUACCAUUGAGGUGCCAAAGGGCUAUCUGGUGGAACCCUUGUAGGCACUUCAUUCAUGUCGAAAGUCACUUUCGCUAUAAUAUCAUCACCACCUUCAUCGGCGUCAUCCAAGUCGGCAACGGCAGCUUCGAAAGCGUCCUCUUCACAAUCAUCCCUCUCUACUACCCUUUACUGGGUACACUCUGGGCACAGUACCAUGCCUGACCGGUUCAGGCCCUUGACCAAGGAAGCCCCAAGCCCACUUGUUAGGUGGCCUUGGUUCAUAGCUCUUGCUUUCCUUUUGUAUGCCUGGAGAACAGUCUUGUGGGAGUUGUCCAACUGGAAAAAGGUUUUAUCAAGUAUUACCCAGUUCGUGGGAUACCUCUUAAAACUUGCACUGGCCCUUAUUUUCCAUUUCAUUGGUGAUCCAGUAACUUCUCUGAUCAGAGGAAUAGAAACUACACUUUACACCAUUCGAGCUUUCUACUCAGCAGUGAUAGCAUAUACUCCUAUUCCAGAGCUGACUCUGAUCAUCGUGCUGGUAUCUUCCGUACUUGCCAUUGCUGAAGCUUCUGUUCCAGACUCUGUAGACAGCCAACCAUACCUUCUUACAGUAGCUGGCUUAAUCGGUUUUGCAGCCGUGAGAGACUUCAUCUCCGAGCUGUCCUUCUGGACGCUCCUAUUGGGAUUGUUUGGUUUUGCUCGGUUUGUUAAGAAGAGGGAUUAUGUUUCUCCUAUGACAGCUACUCCGAAUCCAGAUGUUCUCAUCUGUACACUGAUGUUUUCCAUCGCUGAAACAAAGUUUGGGACGUAGAUUUUGCUGUACCACUUGGCAUAUACCACUCCACUUCCUUUUCCUCUCAUCUUCUCCGAUGCUCAGAUUCUCCAACCCAUAUUUUUUCUUUUUUCUUUCCACACACUCCUGUUCCCCACUCAACUUUCUUUUUCUUUUUCUUUUUUUUAUUAUUUUACUCCAUCUUUUGAAAAGAAAACGA